This is a messenger RNA of Penicillium macrosclerotiorum, 1395 nucleotides long. RefSeq lists its product as uncharacterized. The transcript is spliced from 4 exons. NCBI's taxonomy places the organism in Eukaryota, Fungi, Ascomycota, Eurotiomycetes, Eurotiales, Aspergillaceae. The coding region runs from base 1 to 1395 and encodes 464 amino acids. The record is from RefSeq and is a predicted model, not a curated record.
AUGGAGCAGGCGAUGCGGCCGAUUGGGCGGCUCUCGUCGCUCUCAUUGGCCGCUGCCGAGAACCAGAACACCGUCGCGCAACUCACGGCGAUCAAGAAAUGGCGCCAGCGCGCGGAUGCAGCACCGCCCGCGAUCAACGUGGGCCUCGUUCAGGAGCCAAGUUCCUCACUCUAUGACCUCGCAUAUGAGCGGUUCUGUUUUGACUUCGUCAAACCCUGGCCCGGGUCCCUGAGCCGGCUCCCCCGGUUGCUAUCCGAGACGACUUCCGAUUCGUGCCUGCGCUCAAUAUCCACCGCCAUUUUUUAUGCUAAUUUUCACGGCCGAUGUUAUUCAUUGGACGCCAAGGAGGCCAGUGCCAUCCAUUAUGGUCAGGCCCUACAAAAACUGACCCGUGUGAUGACCGACCCCAAUGCCAUACAGCAAAGUGAAAUCCUCAUGGUAAUCUUCCUGCUGAGUCUGUACGAGAUGUUUACUUCUGAUUCCCGCGACGGGUCCUGGAUUGCACAUAUGCGCGGGACUCAGUCGGUGAUUGCUCAACGCGACAUUAGUAGUUUGCAAGACCAAGGGCACUACCUCGCAUCCCUCUGCAUUCAUUUGGCCGUAUACUACGUAUCAGAACGGAGAUUGCCGCCACCACAUCUCUAUCAAUGGGUCCAAAGCACCUCCUUUCCGUUUGACCGCAAAGGGGACCUGGUCUAUAUUAUGUUGAAGACGGCUUCCAUCUGCUUCAAAUUAAACCAGCGCUGCGGACUACAUCGCACCGGAUACUCCGACAGCCUCGAGGAGGAUCUGGCACUUCUCGACCAAGCCCUCGCUCUUGACUCCGACUUCGAAUUUUGGACGUCCAAUUUACCUCCUAAAUGGAAGCAAACGGGUAUGACCCCAAUCUCACUUACUGGUCGCCCGGACUGGAUUCGCGACCUCUUCGCCUCCCCCGGUGCACCACAGUAUACGUACCGUUAUACGACCCGUCUCGCCGCAAGCGACUGGAAUAUGUGCCGCGCCACGCGCAUCAGACUCCACAUUCAGAUCCUCGAGUUUCUUUCCACGUGUUCUUAUCCAGUGUCUGCCGCGGCCGUUCUGGAGAAGGACAGUCUCGAUAAACUGAUCCUCUUCACAGACGAGAUUGCGGCCACGAUCCCGUUUGCGCUGGAUAUCUCGCCAAAUGGUGGGUCAGACUUGGCCUCUUCGAAUAUGAUCCCUGGGCUAUGGGCGUACAUGAUGCUGUGGUCUACCCAGUCUAGCCUGGCGUGUCUACAGCACCGGUUCAGGUGGCAUCGCGACACGAUCCAACGCGCGGACUGGUUCCGGCAGAUGCUUGUGUUCCUGCGCGACGCAACGGGAAUGGCCAAGGUAGAUGUGUUCCUACAGGACAAUCAGCUAGAGACUUUCUAA